AUGUUUAAUUAUUCAAUUGGUGUUGAUGUUGAUAUUAAACAAAUUGAACGUGUACUGGAUUUUCUUCUUAAUGAAAAUCGUACAUCGAAUAAAACUAUUAUUAUUCAUCUUCAUUCAAAUCAUGAUGCACUGGUCUGGUCAUAUAUGCUUAAUAUAAUGAAAACAAAUGAACAUUUCAAUCAAUUAUUAUCUAAUAUAAAAGGUAUUAUGCUAGAUUCAGCACCGUUUUUGCAUCUAAAUAAUUCACAUCCUUGGAUUAUUGUAUCAGCGAUUGGUACAAUUCGAUCAUAUGUUAGUAUUAUAUUUAAUCAAGCACGAUAUUUUCAUUUAUUUUGGACACCAUUAAUGAGUUAUUAUUUAUUUAUACAAUUUUUUUAUCAACGUUAUUUUUCAUCAAAUACAUCAUUGACAACAGAUAAAAUACGAGAUUAUCGAUAA
Rotaria sp. Silwood2 is the source of this 438-nucleotide messenger RNA. The record is from the annotation of a GenBank genome assembly. NCBI's taxonomy places the organism in Eukaryota, Metazoa, Rotifera, Eurotatoria, Philodinida, Philodinidae.